This is a messenger RNA of Daucus carota subsp. sativus, 1037 nucleotides long. Its product is annotated as flowering-promoting factor 1. The coding region runs from base 373 to 690 and encodes 105 amino acids. The transcript has a single exon. The record is from RefSeq and is a predicted model, not a curated record. Gene Ontology annotation, biological process: regulation of flower development; vegetative to reproductive phase transition of meristem. Lineage: Eukaryota; Viridiplantae; Streptophyta; Magnoliopsida; Apiales; Apiaceae.
UACACAACUAAUUAAGUACUGGCAACUCUGUCGAAAAACCAAGUACUCCCAACUCUGAAUCAAUUUUGAUCAGUCAAUUCCUCCAGUAUUCUUCCACGUCAAGGGCUGGACCUUCGCGAGAUUCUAGCACCCUCCCUCCCCACACGGAGAUGAGCAUGUAACAUCUGCCAUACAACUAAAGUUGUGGAACCCUAGAAGCUGCAGAUUCUCUGUGUCCUCAAUCUUUCAACAGACAGGUCCCACAAUAUCUAUAUUCUCCACCAAAGCCCUCUUUAUAAACACCUCACCAUACUAUUCAAUAGAACCAACACUCCAACAGGCUUAACAGUAAGUAACAAUACUUUCUUCCUUGAUCUUUCAAUAUUUUACGAAAUGUCAGGGGUUUGGGUAUUCAAGAAUGGGGUCAUUCGCCUCAACGACGGAUCCAAUGGGGAUCAGCAGUCGUCGAGGAAGAAGGUGCUGGUGCACCUGCCUACAGGGCAGGUGGUCUCAUCAUACAACUCCCUGGAGCAAAUGCUGAGGGAGUUGGGAUGGGAGAGGUACCAUGGCGAUAUCGAGCUUCUGCAGUUCCACAAGAGGAAUUCGAUUGAUCUGAUAUCACUCCCUAAGGACUUCUCCAGGUUCAACUCAGUCUACAUGUACGAUAUUGUCAUCAAGAAUCCUAAUGUCUUCCACGUCCGAGAUUACUGAGAAACGAGUACUGCUGUGCCAUGAUUCAGGGUUGUCUCGGCGAAAGUUGAGGCAUUAUGUGUAAUAAAAAUGCUUGAAUAAAUUACAGUAUAUAUUCUGGAAUUUAAAGGGUCUUUGCGUUAGCAACAGCUCAUAUUUACAAGAUAUUAUCACAGUUUGUAGCCGUGGGCAAAUGCAUCCAUAAAGAUAUAAGUUGGCGCAAUAAUAUUCAUUGCCGGAAAAGAAUGUCAGAAAAGAACCUCGAUAUCUAAAUAGGGUACUGGUCCCAGUUCUGUGCCGGGGACCUUUUAAAUGACAUUAUUUUCCGGCCAUUGGAUCGAAUAUCCAGCGACCAGGAUUAUAACAAA